AGUGCAGUGCUGUGGACUCCGCUGCCUCUUUAGUCUUUUCCAGUUUUAUUCAGUGUUUUUACGGAACAUUUUCUCCUGAGGUGAAGCCUUCACACGGUGGUCGAAGAUGUCUGUGGCCGGGCUGAAGAAACAGUUCCACAAAGCCAGCCAGCUACUCAGUGAAAAGAUCAGCGGGGCAGAGGGGACGAAGCUGGAUGAAGACUUCAUGGAGAUGGAGAGGAAAAUUGAGGUGACCAACAAGUCAGUGUUUGACCUCUUGUCCAAAACCACAGAAUACCUGCAGCCUAACCCAGCCUCUCGAGCCAAACUCAACAUGCUGAACACAGUGUCCAAGAUCCGAGGGCAGGUGAAGACCACCGGCUACCCCCAGACAGAAGGCCUGCUGGGAGACUGCAUGCUGCGCUACGGCCAUGAACUGGGAGAGGACUCUGUGUUUGGUGGAGCUCUGGUGGAGAUGGGUGAGGCCAUGAGACAGAUGGCAGACGUGAAGGACUCUCUGGACAUAAACGUCAAACAGAACUUUAUCGACCCCCUGCAGACUUUACAGGACAAGGACCUCAAAGAGAUCACACACCACCUGAAGAAGCUGGAGGGCCGUCGGUUAGAUUUUGACUAUAAAAAGAAACGUCAGGGGAAAAUCCCCGAUGAGGAGGUCCGCCAGGCUGUGGAGAAGUUUGAGGAGAGCAAAGAGCUGGCUGAGAGGAGCAUGUUCAACUUCCUGGAAAAUGAUGUGGAGCAGGUGACCCAGCUGUCGGCGCUGAUCGAAGCAGCUGUAGACUACCAUCGGCAGUCGAGUGAGAUCCUGGAGGAGCUGAGUGGGCAGCUGCAGAGGAGGAUAUCCGAAGCCAGCAGUCGCCCCAAGAGAGAGUUCAAACCAAAGUCCAUUAGGAGCAGCCUGGAGACCCUGGACAACAGCCAGCAUAACGGUCUGUCCUACAGCUCCUCAUUCAAAUCCACAGAUAUCGAGAUCAAUCACACAGUCAAUGGGAAAACUCCAUCUCCAUGUGUCUUCACAUCUCACCCAGCUGAUCAUAUAACCUCUGUUCCACUGUCAUGGCCUGAGAGCCCUACUACCAAUGGCUUUGAUCACCAGACGGAGAUGUUGGACCAGCCAUGCUGUCGCUCCCUCUACGACUUCGAGCCCGAGAACGAGGGCGAGCUGGGUUUCAAGGAGGGCGACAUCAUCAUCCUCACCAACCAGAUCGACGACAACUGGUACGAGGGCAUGAUCCACGGCGAGUCCGGCUUCUUCCCCAUCAACUACGUGGAGGUCAUCGUCCCCCUGCCUCAGUGAGACUGGCUCCUCGAGUCCUCCGCAGACUCCUUCCUUGCCUCAUCACAUCGUCUCAGCUCAGGCCUGAAAAAGCGUGGGGCCAGCUCAGCUCCAAGCCGAAAACAUAUUCUCUCUUCUGAAUUUCCAAACGAGCCAGAGAGGUAGUAGUUUGUCCGAAGUCGACGUAAGAUCAAAUGUCACCGAUUGCAUUAUUGGUUUUUUUUAUAUUUAUGGACCUGAAGCCAACUGAAACCCAAGCCAUUAAGUGGGACACUUUGCCUGGUUGGACCAUUUCAGUCCUUUAUAUCGUACCGAGGUGAAAAUAUCAAGAAGUCAUCAAACUCUGUCAUCAUUCUGUCAGGACUUUAGAUCAGACUGACCUAAAGAACUGACAGGAUGAUUACUACCUUUCACUUCUUCUUCUAUAAGGCUGUUAAGCAUUACAGAAGUUUAUGUCAUUGAGCUGUCCGCCUCCUUUUGCCCCCUCACCACAAUCUUAGACUCUUCUCAACCUUCGUUGAAGUGCACAAUGGACAUCGUGAUUGCAUCGUUGGACCAUUACAAGAAGAUUAUAUGGUCCUUUUUUUGCAUCACAGCCACAUGAGGAACAUGACAAACAUUUAAUUAUCAUAGAAUUAUGAUAAAAAUUAUCCCCCAUAAACGAGAGGUUUAAGUUAAAUGACCAGUUUGCAUUACACAAUUACAAAAAAACACAUUUGUUCACUUACCCCUAGUAUCCAAUCAUGCAUAUAGUUUUAUGUUUGAAAAAUGACAUUUAAAAUAACAUCUAACAAAUUCAAGAGGUAAUUACAAAAAUAUAGAUUUUUUUUUUGUAAUUUGAGUGAACUGAACAUUUGAAAAGAAAAAAAGAGAGCUGUUGAUGAGAUGAUGGCCAGACGAUAUGUUUAGUAAAGCACACCUCCAAUAUGGUCGCUACAGUCCUGCAUUUUAGGGGUUUUGCAUUUCAUAUUUAAAAAGCAUUUUAUGUUCUUAUGUUGUAACAUUUUCCUUAUGAUGCCUCAUGAGGCCUUCAAGUGAAACCUUGCCAAAGUGAAAGGAUCAUUCCAGUUUACUGCGACUCGGGUCUUAUAUUUUUGUAGUUUUGAUUGUUAUUUUUAAGUAAUAAUAGCGUCGUGCUCAUCAAGUUAGUGGCUGGGAUCUGGGAAUACAGAAGCCUGAAGGGCUAAGAAAGAUUAGUGGUCAAACAAUCAGGCCGGUUUUAAAGCUACACUAAUCAAUAUUUUAGAUAUUAACAAUUGCGACUGCUCAUAUGUAAAAAAGGGGUCGCAUGUAAUGGCAAAUCAACACCUUACUUCGUACAUCCCCCUCUUUAGUGUUUUUCAGCGCAGUGUUUUGGCUUCAUGUCCUCCAACUGUACUGGUUUGGUUGAGUCUCACAGUUCUCAUCAAACUGGUCUUUGAUAACUGAAUUUUUAGCAACAUUUGAAGUGAGCUCACUUUCAGAUUUAGCUACUUAUGAAGUGGUUUCGUAAUCUGUUAGAAACAGUUAGAUGAGUCUUUCCUUGUUGAACACUGUUGUAGCUGCGUCAUCAUGUUCCCAGAUCUCAUCAAUUAAAGUGGACCUAAAAGCGCGAAAAAACGUCGAAAUUGUAAUGAACCAAAAAUGUGAAAUUCAGUCCUCGCUCUUAAACAUUUUAAUCAAUGUUGGCUUUAGCUCAAUGAUGAUCUUCCCUCACACGCAAACAUUCCACUGCUAUUUAUUUUCCACGUUUUUAUCAUGUGCAUAGUUUUGUAAACUUUUUGAAAGCCACAAGCCGUUGGACAGCGGUCACGCCUAGCUCACAGAGUUGAAGUCUCACCGGUGUUUGAAAACGUCACAUUGCACUGGGAUCAUGGUAGACUGUACGUGAUGUGUGUUACUAGUCCGUUAGACUCUCUCUCUGCGUCUACUAUGGUCUGUCUCGUGUUGUAAUUCUGUACCUUUCCGUUCACGUCUUUCUUCCUCCCUCUCUCUCACACUGACUUUGCCUGUCUUGCCUGCUGUGCUCUUAAGUGUCGCCCAGAACACACGACUUUUACGACUGUGAGGAACCGAACUCUCAUCUCUCUGAAUGUCCCUCUCUUUCUCUGUUUACAUGCUCGGACUUAUUGUGACAUGAUGUAAGGACUGUACCGCCUGCUCUGCGUCAGAUAGGGAUGAAUGCCUUGACAUUGAAACCAUAUGAAAGUGCUUUUUUGAAACGUUGUCUGUAUUGCACUGAAGCUUUAGAAUCUACCUACCACAUACGUUUAUGAACAUGCACCUUUUCUUUUUAUUUGUUAAUGUUUUAUUCUUCCUCUUCUUCAGCGUUGCACUUUGUCUUGUUCACAACGGGGUUAUAAUCACUACCAGAUCAGAUAUAUAUGUAAAGUCAAAAUGGUAGCUACUUAGAUUUAUAUAACCACAGAUGUUCUUUGUACUGUGCUGUGAUGAAUCCACUUUCUCAAUUAUGUAAUUUAGGUUGGAAAAAAUGACUGUUAUCACAUCUAAAAUCAGACAAAGAUGUCUGUGGAAGUAUCCUGUUACCUUGUGAAACUCAUUCCAGUUCUCUUAUUAGCUAGUGAUGAGCGGUAGAAUAAGUAAAGACCUGCAGUUACGGUCUGUGCUGAUACAUUUAUUUAGGACGUUCCAUCAUGGUAUAAGUGGGUAGAACACCUAUACAGCCUGAUAUUCUUCUUUCCUGACAACAUUCAGUUUAGAAAAGGGGUGAGAUUACCUUCAAUUCUCAAAAACAAGCCUAACUUCAGAGAGAACCAGACCAGAUUUAGAUACACAGCUUCAUUCUUAAUUUCCUGUUUUAUGUGGAUAUUUUCUUAUAUUUAAGUAAGAAACCUCCCUGUUCUCUGGUCUGCUCUUAUUUGAUGUCUGUUCUUCAUGAUCACUUGUUGUUUAGAUACAUUCAACACAAUGUACAUUUUCACAGAAUUAGUUCUCUUCUACCUUAAUUGUAAAACAGUUCCAAGACUUCCUGCAUCUGAAAGUCUUGACACAUCUGUAUAUGUGACUGAACUGUAGUUUAACAUGGCUGAAAAACUGCAAGAGUAGAAGCAACAGGACUGAAUUAUUGGGCAGCGUUCAUUCUGUCAGCAAUGAAAAAUAGUUUUUGAGACCAAAGACAAAAUGAAUCAUAUAUUUCAUCCACAGAUAAAAACUAAAGAAUCUGACAGACAUACAAAUUGAUCAAUUACUGUUUUAAUGCAUAAUAAAUAUAAAACUAUUACAAUCUGAUUUCACACUGUUGUUGUGCUGUGGUAAUGUACAUUAUACAGAAUGAGUCAGUAUGUGAGCCACUGUAACAGGUCUCUAUGUUUACCAGCCUUUACUAGCAGCCAGCUGAAUAUUAGCCUUUAUUUGACAAUUCAAGGCAUAUAAAAUAUUCUCAUGGCAUUUCCACAAAAAACUUUUUUCUCCGGAAAUUAGUGUAAUCGGGUAAUUUAGUUAUUGUACACAGAAUUGCUGUCAUUGUGAACGGAAAUAAUCCCAGACCUAAACUCAGGCAUGGGUGUCCAAUAUGUACUCAAUGGACUCUUUUUCUGCAUUAUUUAAUUUCAUCUUUCAUUGUAUGUGGACUAACUAUACUUUAUAUACAAUAGAGAGAAGAAGAAACAAAAUGUAUUGGGAUACUUACUGUUAGCUUGCAGUUGCUUAAAUGUUCAAGAUGUUGCAUGAUGAUUUUUCUAAAGAUUGUUAUGAUGGAUUUGGGAUACUGGGGAGUUCUUAGCACAGGGUUGUUAUCUGCAGCACCCAUUACAUCACAGAACAGAAGGGAUCACAAGAUUUAAUCCUGCAUCAGUCUUAAACUACUCUUUGUAGAAAAAACAAAAACCUUUGACUGGGUUUACAGAUGAGUUAGCACUGAUUUCAAGAUCAGCCUAUUUUUCUUUUUUUUUCUUUUUUACAGUGAGCCCCACAGUAUGAAUGACUGACUCUUUGAUACACUAAACUAAGAUCUCUCAACACUGUACCUCUGUUUGCCUUUGCAGUCCACAAAAGUCUCUCCUCAGUAUUCGUUUUACAACCAACUUCUAGGCAAAGGAAACUGGCUACGCAUCUGUGUUUUAUUUUUUCAGUAGCAUAAUUUAUGCAAGAGGUGUUUUAUAGAUGUUGUAAAUGAAUAUAUUAAUAAAUAUAUUGCGUAAAUAAAUGAUAAGCAAAUAUUGAGCUGC
Scomber scombrus (Atlantic mackerel) is the source of this 5439-nucleotide messenger RNA. It is a transcript of the gene sh3gl3a, whose product is annotated as SH3-domain GRB2-like 3a. Gene Ontology annotation, biological process: synaptic vesicle uncoating. The record is from RefSeq and is a predicted model, not a curated record. Bases 107 to 1294 code for a protein of 395 amino acids. Gene Ontology annotation, molecular function: protein binding. The transcript has 11 exons. Gene Ontology annotation, cellular component: presynapse; glutamatergic synapse; cytoplasm. NCBI's taxonomy places the organism in Eukaryota, Metazoa, Chordata, Actinopteri, Scombriformes, Scombridae.